Molecule: messenger RNA, 1507 nt
Organism: Halichondria panicea
Lineage: Eukaryota; Metazoa; Porifera; Demospongiae; Suberitida; Halichondriidae
Product: transcription initiation factor IIA subunit 1-like
Exons: 10
Coding region: 97-1404 (435 amino acids)
Biological process (GO): transcription by RNA polymerase II; transcription initiation at RNA polymerase II promoter
Cellular component (GO): transcription factor TFIIA complex
Source: RefSeq, a predicted model, not a curated record
AGGCAAAGAAAAUUAUUCGUACAAUUAGAGAAGCCACGGUUUCUCUGCUGACAAGUAUAAAAGGAAGACUUUGCCUCUGAGAGAAAAGUGAAAGGGAUGGCAACUGCUACUAGUAACAGCAGUUUGGAUCACCUGACUAGUGUGUACAAGAACGUUAUUGAUGACGUAAUCAGGAAUGUGCGUGAAGAGUUUCUCAAUGAAGCUGUGGAUCUUGAAGUGCUGGAAGACCUGAAACGAAUCUGGCUGAACAAGCUGAGUCUCUCUGGAGCAGUCAAUCGACCACCUAAACCUGACCCUCCGCCAAAGUCUGUGUCCUCAGAUCCAAAGCCAUCUUCACGGCAGACAGCACAGACGAGUAUGCCUAAAUCUACAAACCUUAUUAGUUUGCCCCCUCCAUUGGUCCCUGUCCAACAAGAGCGAACUCUUCCUCAACCACCCUCCCUGAUUUCUUCACGAAGCGCUGAGCGUGAAGCUUCCUCUGUGAUCCAUACUGCUCCCCCUCGAUCACAAACCACACCCACUACGGUCGCAACAUCUAGCUCAGCACAACCGCAAGCUUCUAUAGCUGUGCACCCAGGCAUGAUGACAGCUGUUGGUGAAGGUGGAUCCACAGCUGCCUCUCAGGCUAUGCCUGCAUUGUUGCAACCCUCAUUUUCUGCUUUCCAGCAAGGAAUGGUUCCAAUACAGACUCCCCAAGGGACAGUUUUGGUUCCACUGAGCCAUUUAAUGGCUUUUCAGAAACAAGCAGCAGCUGCAGCACAGGGUUCUAAGUCCAAAACUCAAGAAAAAGAUGUGCAGCAAAUUGAUGGAUACUCUCCUCUACCAGCACACUAUGAUUUUUCCAAUCUACAAACGGUCAGCAAGCAGGACAAACAAGCGACGGUGUCUCGACUCCCAAGGUGUUUGGAGAUUGAGGGAACAAAACAGGAUGGUUUGUCAUCUACAGAGGACAUCUUGACGAGGAAAACCAAGCAUAAAUUCAAACAUUGUUUUCCCAAGCCUGGGGAUACAGUUGAAUUUGAAGUGAUUGAGCAACUAGAUGGGCUGCGCAGUGACCAUAAGUUAAAUUGCGCAAGUCGCAAGAGACGAGGAUUUAUAGCUCAGCUGGAUGGAGGAGACAGUAGCAGUGAAGAAGACUCUGACUUAGAUGAUGACUCCUCAGAGGAAGAGGUUGGUGGUACAGAUGAGGCAGUGGACGAUGAGGACCCAUUGAACAGUGACGAUGAUGUCGAUGAUGACGUGGGAGACCAGAAAGAUUUUGAAACCAAUGACACCAUUGUGUGUCUCUGGGAGAAAGUGUAUAGAGUACGGACCAAAUGGAAGUUUCUUCUCAAAGACGGAAUCAUGCACUUGGGUGGCUAUGACUAUGUGUUCCAGAAAGGAACUGGAGAAGCGGACUGGUAGGCAGGCUACUGACUACAGGUAGUGACUGCGUUUUAGCUUUUUGAUUUGUGCUUCAAUCAAUUUCCAUUGCACGAGCUCGUGCCAAUAUCAUUCCCAUAGUUCA